AUGGGCUGGUUGAGGACGACCGGCGUUGCCGUCCUGGCAGCCGUCGGCUAUGCCAACGCUCAGGGCUACUACGGCACUCUCGCGGCUGAGCAGGCUUCCUGCCCGGCUGCCCAAAACUUCCAGAACAUUGGUUGCUGGGCUGGUUUGUCUCUCGCGUCCGUUCAGUUUGCGGUUCAGGGAACAUACGCCGCGUCCCAGAACCCCAACUACAACUUCCCGGGAUAUAUCUCUUCCCAGACGUCGGGCACUGCGGCCGCAGUCCUCUACAACAACACCGUGACGCAGUAUGGCUGCGCUUCAGUGUGCCGAGGACAUGGAUACCAAUACACCUACCUCAUCACCGGUCUAUGCUACUGCUCUAUGGUUGAUCCCAGCGCCGUUUCUGGAGCUACGAACACUGGUACUUGCGGAACUACUUGCCCUGGCGACAGUGGCUCAGCUUGCGGUGGUGCAUCCGCUGCCGCUGGUGUCACGGUUCUCUACGACCCUUCAUACAAGUCUUAUGCGUCGUUCUCCACCCAGAUUGCCACCACGUCAAGCUUGAGCACGUUGGCCGCUGCGUCGAAGUUCCUGGGCUGCUUCCAUGCUCCAGGCUUCCCCAACACGCCCGGUCAAUCUGUGACUGGUGCGGCGGGUGCCAUCGACCAGUCUGCAACGACCAUGGCUGCUUGCUUGUCCACUUGUGCCAGAAGGGGAUACCCGCUUGCGUAUGCCACACCUACAACGGGUGGUGUCACUUGCGAGUGCGGUACCGAGUUCGGGUAUCAAUCAUACAAGGUCAACUACGUCGCUGGAAGCACCACCUGCUCCGUGGCCUGCGAUGGAUCUGGCAAUGCUUGCGACCCUACCCAGGCUAACUGCUGUGGCGCAACCAAUGCUGUUCCUGUCUACAUCAACCCUGAGUUGACUGGUUGCUUCACACCUACCAUUCCCGGUAUUGCCCUGACAGAUCCCACCAGCGGAAGUAUCACUGGAUACCAGUGCGCCGCAGUUCCAGCCUCCCUGACUGCCGCCUCCAAGACCAUCUUGACAACCUCGACCAUCGCUGGUUCUGCAACAGUGUCCACUGUUUAUCCCACUCACCCAGUGUCAGUUGUCUCAGGUGCCAACACGUACUUCCAGCUUGGAUGCGCUGGCUCUGCUCAGGCCGUCACUGCCGUUGGUAGCACUGCAACCUUCACUACGGGUGACAUCAACACCUGUGCCCAGUACUGCUCUGACAGCAACGCUGCUGUGUUCCAAGUCAGCACAGCUUCUUACACAUCGUCAUCCUCUGCUACUUUCACCUGCACAUGUGCCAAUGAUGUCCCCUCAACCUUCAAUGCCAACUUGAUCGAUAUGGCUGGCUGCGCCAUCAGGUGCCCCAGCGGCGCUACCCUUUGCGGUGGUGCCACCAACGUCCUUGUCUAUGGCAAGCAGUCUCGCUUCGCGACUGGUUCCAUGUCUUCACUGCUGUCCUCAGCCAGUGCCACGACGCUGCCUACCUACAGCUGUACAUCCGUGUCAACCUCCAGCAGCGCCACCAGCAGCACUGGUACAUCCUCAGGCACAUCUUCCACCGUCUCCAGUGGAACUUCGUCGUCUGUCACUGGCAGCUCUUCCACCGUCUCUGGAAGCAGCAGCUCUGCGUCUGGAUCUGCGUCUGAAUCUUCUACCACUUCCACCAGCUUCCCCACCCUGAGCCCCUCAGGCAACUCAACUGUAGGCCCCACCGUCACCCUUUCCAGCUCUACCACAUCAGAAACUGAUGUUACCCCGGAGAGCACCCCGUCUGGUACCGGCACCGGCACCGAGGAGCCGACCUUCACCGGCUCUGAGCCCACUGGCGGUCAGGAAACUGGCACCGAGACUCCUACCGGUACUGAGACCCCCAUUGAGACCACCCCGGGUCCUACUGGGACAGUCGCCCCAACCAGUGUUACCCCUGGGAGCACAACGUCUAUCCCCGUUGCCUACCCCACGCCCACAUCUUUCUCUGCUAUCUUCGAUUUGGCAGCUGGUCAGGCUAUCUUGACUGCUCUGACCGUUUGCAACGAGGACGGAACUUCAUGCGAGGUCAUUAUCUACGUCGUCCUGAAUAUGGGCUGCUUCGUCACACCCACUGGCGAGAGCCCCUUCACUCCCGACUUCGGCAUUCCUGACCAGAACCUUAAUGCCCAAGAGUGUACUGAAGAGUGCGCCGCACGUGAGUAUGGCCUUGCCUCUGAUAUCUCUGGUGACUGCUUCUGCGGUACUGCUCAGAAACCACUGGAGCAGACCGACGAUGCGAACUGCCGCUCCACAUGCCCUGGCGACCCGACACAAUUCUGCGGCGGUGGUUCGACCUCUCUCAAGCGCCGUACUAUCAAGAGACAAAGCGGCCAGUUUGCCCAGAUUUUUGCUAUCAUCCCUGCCGAUCAGGGUGGACACCCCGGCCUCCCGACCGUCACCCUCACCUCCAGUACCGCUCUGCCCACCAAUGGCACUGCUAUCCCCACCGAGACUGAGAUCCCCCCCACCGUGUCCAUCCUUCCUACCUCUACUGAGGAGACCACUGGUACUGGGGAGACCACUGGUACUGAGGUUGCUCCUACCAGCACCGUGCCUCCCACUGGCUCCGGCCCCAUCACUGCUCCCAGCUCCAGCUCCACUCCCAUUGCUGUCGUCCUUGGUAUACUGCCUCCCAACACUGCCACGCUUGGUCUCAAGAAGCGCCAGGCUGGCAGCUUCAUUGGUGGUGCCGGCCCUCUUGCCCCCACUGACUGUACCGAGGCUACCACUUUCGUCCUUGCCAAUGGUCAGCUGAGCAGUGGUGGUCAGCUCGUCUCCACUGAUCCUGGUGUUCCAUACAUUCCUCUGGCUGUCAGCGCCACCAUUGGUAGCAUCACCACUGAGUUUGUCAGCAUCAACGGCGAGCUCUUCUGGAACAACGCGGCCUUCCUUGACGGCACUGCUGGUUUCUGCCAGGAUGCCUCUGGUCGCGUCUAUGCUACCUUCGAGGGUGCCGCCGCUGAGCCCGCUGGCUGUCUCCCGGUCACUGUCGUUGCUUAUCCUGCUUACCAGUGUAUUGGUGGUGUCAUCAACCCCAGUGCCACUCCCCCCAGCAGCACUGCUCCUACUGGCGCCCUGGGCAACGGCACUCUUACUCUUGCCUACCCCUACUACUUCCCCGAGGCCUCUCCUGUUGGCCAAGAGUGCGUCACUGUUGUCGAGGAGUGGGUCGUUGGCGAGACCAGCCUUCUGCCCGAGCCUACUGCUUAA
Messenger RNA from Phaeoacremonium minimum UCRPA7, 3240 nucleotides. Its product is annotated as putative wsc domain-containing protein. The record is from RefSeq and is a predicted model, not a curated record. Lineage: Eukaryota; Fungi; Ascomycota; Sordariomycetes; Togniniales; Togniniaceae. The transcript has 2 exons. The coding region runs from base 1 to 3240 and encodes 1079 amino acids.